CUGCAGUUUAUUGGCGGUUGGCAAACAACGUACAGGAGAGUCAACCAAAUAAUCUGUUAUGAUAAUUUAGGUUUUCCCAUAACCCGAGAAAGGAGGAGGAAGUGGGAACUUGCCCUAAGAAGGAACAGUUUUGUUGCCUCUGACAGUACACUGCUCUGCACUUCAGGUGUGAGGACUUUGACAGGACUGUCCGGCUUAAAGAAAGUGUUGUGCCAACCAUUUUCAAUUUUCCAGCUCAUCUUCAAAGGAAGAGUGGAAGACAACUUGCCAAUGGACUUUCCUCAGGAUGCACCUCGACCAGAUAUGCACCUAUCCAUAAUAAAGAAUGGAACCCACUUAGAGAGCAAAUAUUCAAACAACUAUUGGCUGAGUUGUCCCCUUUGUCCAAAAUUUCAUACCAAAAGUGAGAAAACAAUAGGAAGACACCUGGAUAACCACAUUAAAACAGCAGUGCAUUUUGAAGACACCGUCAUUUGUAGAUGCAACCUGCCAUGUCGACACACAGGUCAUUACCACUGUCCAUUCUGUGGAAACACCAUUGUGAAAAAGGAGGACAUGUAUUUACACGUGACUGGAUGCCAAAAGAAACAUGAGGCAGUGUCAUCAGUUGAAAAUGACCCGUUCCCGUUAUUUCUAUUCAUCCCCACAUCCUCCCCAGAUACUUUAGCACAUUCUCACUCAGAGCUUCUUACUCUAGUGUCUGCCUGUGCUAUUACAUCAGCAGUACGUGUUGACCAUUCUUACACACUACCUCCCUCAGCUUUGCCUGAGUCACCUGCAGUCACGCCACAGUCCUGUCAUGGAGGAAUGUCACCCUCAGCCUCACCUCUAGAGGCCUUCAAAUCCCUCACUUUCUCACCCAAGGAAGCAGCUAGCGCAUCUGAACAGUCUGAGAUGGUGGAGUCACUUGAGGAGGCAGCAGGGGGAGCUGAACAGUCUGACAUGGUGGAGUCACUCGAAGAGGCAGCAGGGGGAGCUGAACAGUCUGACAUGGUGGAGUCACUCAAGGAGGCAGCAGGGGGAGCUGAACAGUCUGACAUGGUGGAGUCACUCGAAGAGGCAGCAGGGGGAGCUGAACAGUCUGACAUGGUGGAGUCACUCAAGGAGGCAGCAGGGGGAGCUGAACAGUCUGACAUGGUGGAGUCACUCAAGGAGGCAGCAGGAGGAGCUGAACAGCCUGACAUGGUGGAGUCACUCGAAGAGGCAGCAGGGGGAGCUAAACAGUCUGAGAUGGUGGAGUCACUCGAAGAGGCAGCAGGGGGAGCUGAACAGUCUGACAUGAUGGAGUCACUCGAAGAGGCAGCAGGGGGAGCUGAACAGUCUGACAUGAUGGAGUCACUCGAAGAGGCAGCAGGGGGAGCUAAACAGUCUGAGAUGGUGGAGUCACUCGAGGAGGCUGCAGGUGGAACUAAACGGCCAUCCUCAUAUUCUAUCUAUGCAAAGUUAGUAAAGUGCCCUCACUGCUCUCUUGUUCUGUACAAGAGGAACUUGCCUGUACAUAUCAAAAGAAAACAUCUAAAGCCACAUGAUAAUAAAGCCACUCCUCACCCUAAAAGCGAGGGUGCUCAAAACAACCUCUGCCCAUUUUCACUCCCAAGAGGUCCUGGUUUCUGUGUACCAGCAGGUGUCCAAAGCAAAUCACAGGAUGACCAACCUGCGAAGAAAUGUGAAUCGGAGAAACUGAGCCAGUUUCAGGCACUUCCACUGCAAAACCUCAGUCACGGCCUUUGUGAGCAUGCCCCAUCACUGGAAUGUUUCAGCAGCACUGCUAACAAAGGACCCCUAAAACACAAAGUUCUUGAAGAAAUGCUGAAAUUGGGUAUUUUGAAGAAAUCUAUGGUGUCAAUUUGCAAAAUGAGGCAAAAAACUGCAGAUGAAGCUCAUGCACCAUUGUCACUGUUGUUAGAAGUUGGAGACCUGAUAUGUCUUUCAAUUCAUGAGCCCAAAGUUUGCCCAUUGUGUUGUUUUGGCAGAGUUAUGGUGACUUACAAUAGAAAGGACGAGAGCUUCUAUUGCCCUUUUACAAAGGCGAGUAAAUCUUGUGCGCACAAGAACAUUGCUAGAUGGCACCUUCUCCAAACACAGAGGGAAUUGUUUGUGACUGAGCCGAGGAGCACAGAAAUGUCAAUGGAGACUCCUCACUCUGUCUGUUCUCCUACAGCAGAGAAACAUGAGAUUCACUUAUUUCAAGAAAAACAUACCAGCUAAUACAGGACUGUUGCAAUUAUGAGUUGCAACUACUUUUUUAUUUUAUUUUUAUUCAUUCAUCACUCAGUUUAUUCAAAGAUGUGCAUGUGCAUUUAGACAAGUUCAGUUCAAACUUGUUCAGUGGGACCAGUUGAGACCAGUUGGGCCCCUCCUGCACUGCAGUGUUGCUUGGUUCAUUUGUUUGAAAGAUCAUGUACAGUAUGAGGCAGGAGAACAGGAGCCUCAUUGUGCCUGAAACGCAGUAGGAAUAAACCUGCUCUGCAGAUUGAUUUUGUCCUUUUCCUUAGAUUGUUCACGGUGAAACAUCAGUUGCUAGAAAACAGUAUUUACUUACUUACUUGAACACAGGUGGUCAGAAUGGGACAUCAUCAUAUUUCUCCCAUUUGGCAGACGGGUGUGUAGCAGCAUCCUCCCUCCAAAUGGACGCAUCCUCCCGUAUUAAAUGUGGUACAACAUUGUGUUUAUACAUACAAAGCUGUUGACUGACAACUUCAUGUUUUUCUAUGAGACUGCGUUGGUGCAUCCUGAGUUUUAAGCCCAAUUUUAAAGAUGGAAUAAGCUCUUCCUCCUAAGCCAAAGCUGUCCUUAUAGCCAGCUUAUUCAGAUCAUAUGACCAAGUUAAAAAAUAAUUAAGUAGUCAUGGAUAAAUGUCCUUCAUCACAAAUGUGCAGUGAAAACAGAUUCUUCAGAAGGAUAAAAUAUUUAGUUUAUUCAUUACAGUUUUCAUUUUAAUUUGUCUCUGCAAAACAAUUCACACCAUGCAUGAAAUUAGGUUAUGAAAGUUUCUAACAGCUUUAUUCAUAGUUAUUAUGAUUCUAAAUGAUGUAUAACUUUAUGUAUUUGGGGUACUUUUUCCAUAAAUGGAAAACAACUUGACCAUUGUUUUUAUUUUAGAUAUGAACCCCCAGAAAUAUGUUUAAUUUUUUUAGUUUAAAAAAAAUCUAUUUCCAAACAAUAUAAACACUAUUAUUCUGUUUUUCUUUUGUUUAUAUUAAUGUUUUUUUCCAUUUAAAGCAUGUAAAUGGCUGAGAAGCACAAUAUUUCUUUAUUCACAUUUAAACAUCUUUUUUUUCUCUUUUUUUAAAGUUAACGUUCAUUAGUCAUCAUUGGUUCACAUUUGUCAUAGAAGACUCAUCCAACAUUACCCAACUCCCUUCUCUUGAAAGUAAAGGGUGUAUAAUUUAUCCUUUAAUGCCACUUUUGAUGAACAGAUAAGAGACACAACUGAUUCACACCACAUGUUGAAACACAGUCCCAUCUCAUCUCCACUAUUCAUUUAAGCCUUGUCAGAGUCAGCCACAGGUUUAAAACAGCCAGCACAGAGAUCAUCAGCAGCACGAUCACCAGUUUACCUCAUGUUAAGAAGCAGAUAUGCAAACAAAAACGGAGUGACUUCACAGCCUUGGAGUGGGUUGCUAUGUAUUGAUAAAAUGCACCUGAGCAGCUGACACUCACUGUGAGGUCUUUAGAAACUAUAAUUUCUUUUUUCUUUUUUUUUUUUUUUUCUUCAUUUUUUCUUUCACAAAACGUUUGCUCAGCUGCCGUUUCACUCCACUGCUCUGCAUACCUGACCAGCAGGAAUGUGACUGCACUGCUGCUGAGGAGUCGUCAGACUUGUAGCUACAAGCACACAGAUGAUUGCAUCACAUCGGAGUGAGUCUGUGUGUGCUGUGCUUGCAGCUUUUUUUUUUUUUUUUUUUUUUUGUCCUUUUUAAAAUGUUAAGUCA
Melanotaenia boesemani (Boeseman's rainbowfish) is the source of this 3935-nucleotide messenger RNA. RefSeq lists its product as uncharacterized. The record is from RefSeq and is a predicted model, not a curated record. The transcript has 6 exons. Bases 271 to 2208 code for a protein of 645 amino acids. Lineage: Eukaryota; Metazoa; Chordata; Actinopteri; Atheriniformes; Melanotaeniidae.